Molecule: messenger RNA, 252 nt
Organism: Fulvia fulva
Lineage: Eukaryota; Fungi; Ascomycota; Dothideomycetes; Mycosphaerellales; Mycosphaerellaceae
Exons: 1
Coding region: 1-252 (83 amino acids)
Source: RefSeq, a predicted model, not a curated record
AUGGCACCUGCCUCCACCUCGAACGAGCACAACGCCCCCAACGGCACGGCAGAUCAGCACACUGCCACCAAGGCCUGCCUCAUGACCGUACCAUCAGAACUCCGACUCGAAAUUUGUCCGCACUACUUCCCCACCUUUACCUUCAACACCCAUGCUCCUGCCUCUGAGCGAGGCAACUUUCAAGCUCCGCUACUCAACACCUGCCAACUCAUCCGCAACGAGGCUCUACCACUCUAUCAGACUUGCAUUUAG